Molecule: messenger RNA, 4900 nt
Organism: Bradysia coprophila
Lineage: Eukaryota; Metazoa; Arthropoda; Insecta; Diptera; Sciaridae
Source: RefSeq, a predicted model, not a curated record
UUUUCAAUUCUUAGUUGGAUGGUCGUCGACACAACAUCCGAAGUUCAAGAACUCGUAAAAUAAUUUCAGUAAGAAAAUCGUUUUUUGUCUUUUCAAGAAGUUAAUCGCGGUAAUGGUAUAUUCUCUGAUGAAUACAUUUAAAAAAAUCGUUUUUAAGUGUGUUACGAGUUUAAUCAGAAUUGUGAUUUGAUUUCAUUUGCAAGUGUGACGUGUAUAAAUACCAUCGGAAUUAAUAUGGACUUCGAUAAAUUGUGAAAAUAAUGUUAAAAGAAUUUGAUGUGAAAUGAUAUAAUCACACAGUGUUUGAUGUGCACUUAAGAUCGUUAAUCCAUAUAUGGGAUGUGUUUUAAGACAAUGAACAGAUAUUAAAAACAUUUGAAUAAGCAAACGGAACGCAUUAUGUUGCUGAUUGAGAGGAGAUAUUAGCAGUCUACGAUGGAAUGAAAAAUUUGCACCUCAACUCUAGAAAGAAUAGUGUAUUUGAAACAAAAAUAAUUUAACAUUUGAACUUUUUUGGCAAUUAAGAAAAUUAUUGAAAAAUGGACACAGUCACGGGAUCACGGAAAUAUUUUCAAAAUAUAGCAGACAACAGUUACUACAGGAAUUCGAUGAAUCGAUCGUUUUUACAGACGAACUACUCAUCUUAUCAAAACACAUUGGGUCGAAACUCGUUGGGACCUUUCACACAAACUUCCUGCUCGGUUCCAUAUCAAAAUGACGCCAGUCUCCACAGUCAAUAUGGCUACAAUUCGUGGGGAAUGUGGAAAGACUCCAGGAAUUUGACUCCAUCAUCGACGUAUUCGUCGAAAAGUAACAGGCGAAGUGUGCGCUCCUUUACAAUACUUUUAAUGACUGCUGUUUUCAUUGUGGUGAUUGCUAUAUUUGGAUUUGCGGCAUUAGCAUUUUAUUUCAGUACAUACAAAGCCGACACGAAUGAUUCAAUGAUGAUGUUUGACGGUAAAUUUCAAGUUCUGAAAGGCGAUACAUUUACCACUGGACUGAAAUAUAAUCAUACAUCAGCUUUUCAACAAAAAGCUGAACUGUACCAAGGUCUCAUUACAAAGAGCUUGGAAAAAAAUGGCAUUGAACCGAUUAGAUGUUCAGUUAUUGGAUUCGGCACCGGACCCCUGAUCAAUGUUAUAUUCAGGAUAAUUGUGGAUAUGCGAAAGAUUCCUUUAACAAUCAAAAGUGUGGAGGAUCAUAUCAGAGAGUCCAUUGCUAACGAGGCCUCUAAUAGGAAAUCAAUUUUCAAUAAUAUUUCUAUCGACAUCGAUUCUAUCAAUAUUCAACGUUUACUCGAUCAUGAGGCGCUUAAGUCAGCUUCAUUUGUCAAUCUCGAGACGACAACACCUCAGUCUGAAAAUUUUGAUAACACUCGGGCCAUGGACAAAGUUUUCACUAAACCAACAGCAACAGUAAAGUCGAGUCCAACCAAAGUUGGUCUAAGCAAUAUGCCGAUUCAGGGUUCUUUCGAAGUAACGAAAACGGAUGCUGACAUAUCACAAAAGAAAUCAUCGCCAACGACUUCGAAAACCUCGACUCUACGCCCAUUCACCAUUUCGAAUACGGGAAUGAGAAUCAAAUCGAAAAAGACAACAAUCGAAAAAGUGAAGAAUCCAACCAUUGCGUCGACAGGAAUAUCACACGUGAACAAGGUGACGAUAGAAAACAACGGUACCGAUACCCGCAAACAAGAUAGUAGGUUGCCCAAAACAUCGACAACAGCCAAACCACCAGUAGAAAAAACCACGACAACAUCAGAAGCGCCGACAACUGCUACUGAGAAAACCACAACAAGUACAACAACUACAACGACCACGGAAUCAUCGUUGCACCAAAAUAAUUUCCAAAGGCGAACCGACAUUGGUAAUCCACCGAAAUUAGAUGCAAAUCUAUUCACAACAGCACCGAUUAUUGAUGAUGAUUCGCCUUGGCUACCGAUCAAUCCGAUCAGCCCGCAAAAUAACUUUGAUACGGUUAUAACGAAAGUCGUAAAUGUUGAGGCCGCGCAAGAUGACAACGGAAAUGGUCCGAUAAAUAUUUUACCGCGAAAUAAAAUUCGAUUUUCCGAACCGUUCGAUGAUUCAUUCAAUCGAGAAAUGCUUUUCCACAGUUUCACAAAUCCGGCAUUCACUUACUUAACGCCGGGAAUCGAAACAUUGGGUUCAGCUAAUUUAAGACCGUAUCCCAUUCCGGUAAAUAAAAUCAUUGACGAACCAGACAGUACAGAGAGUGUAGGACCAUUGCUGGGUCAAAUUUUACCUGAAGAGGCACCGGCCGACAAUAAUAAAAGCAAAGAAAAUCAGCCACCUAGUUCAACUACAGCUAGUCCACGAAGUGCUACAAAUGAAACGAUCACAACUGAAUCAACAAUAUCGCUUGGGGACGUCUUAUCAGAUUUGUUGGAAGAUAAAGUCGACAAUAACCGAAAGGAGUAUCAUCCUACAACAACUACAACAACAGCAGCACCUGAAACAACAACUACCAUCAACUUUAAAAAUAUCAAAGAGUAUGUGUUGUUGGCAGCGAAGAACAACGGAUCCAACAAUGCUAGCCAGGAAUCUCAAGAGAGCCAAUCGUCAAAAGCAAAUGUAACGAAAAAACCAAUAAGCACCUCAACAUUACGAAAUUUUGCUGAAAAUGGAACAAUAUCGACGAAGCCAACAUCUUACGUUGAAGUCGAAACAGUUCAAUACACUCCGGUUUCAGAAUCAUGGAACCAACCAGCGCUUUUCCCUGUUCAAUCGAAAUUUGAAUAUGUGAACGGAACAAUGGUAUCGUCUAUCGACCAUCAAACGAUUCGGCGAAUCUUUAACGAAACACUACAUGCAUGGAUCAUCGAAAAUUCGCAACGGGACAAAAUCAAUGAAAACGAGGAAAUACUUGCGCGUAAGAACAAUUCCAACAUUCAAAACAUAUCCGCAAUAUUCGAUACAUUAGCCUCAGAACUAGGUAUUCAGCCGAAUAUUUCUACCAAAUCACCACCAUUUGAAUUGUCCGGACAAUUUAAACUGAAGGACUCGCUUCAUUCAGGUAAUACCAAGUUCAGCCAGAAAAAAACCGAUGCCAAUAAACAUCACUUAUCAACAACGUCUGCAACCACAACCACAGCUCAAACAACAACCCAUUAUUAUCCAAUAAAGUCGGACGAUACGUAUGGUGAGGCUGAAAUCGAAGAGAUAGAUCCAACGCAAUACGAGCAGAUAUUACUCAAUAACAACCGUGUGACAUCGACUACCGUCCCUUCACUCGUCACUCUGAUGCCAGUGAAAUCGAAUUCUGGAAUACGGCAACGAACACCAAUGAUCGAGAAACUCAAGAUGACGAUCAAGAAUAGUCGGAGAAUUUCUUGAGGUAUCGAAGGUAAAUUUAUUUCCAGUUAGCAUUUACAUGACCCAAUAAGUGUGUGUAUGUAACUAUCGAGUAUCAAUUUAUCAUUUUCGACUGUGACUUUAUACCAAUUGAUUCAAUUUGUUUUGUGUGGAAACAUUUACGGUUUGCCAACUGUUAAUGGUUCCGUUUCUUCAGUAUAAGAAAUUUUUGCAAUAAGUCAGUCUUCCAUCUGGCAUGACAUUAGUAUUUUAAGAACUUUCUUGUAAUAGAUCGAUGCUUUUUUGUGAAAUUUGUGUCUAGUUUUAAGUUAAUUUAUUUGCCUUGUAAUUGCUCUUAUCUGUACACAGAAAAUAUUCGGUUGAUUCUUCAAUUAAUAUAUGACACCGUAAUGUCACUGCUACUUGCAGAUACAUUGUGGAUAAUGGUGCUAAGACUAACUAGUCUUAGCCGUCACGUACUUGCGCCGAAGAAUUGUUUACUUAUUGUUGGAAAGUAAACGAUUUAAGUGAGCCCGAAACUUAGGUGAUAAAAUAAAAUCGCAUCUGUUAUGGACAACUACAACACAUAUGAUGAGCUCUGGCCAGUACUGUCUUUAUAUAUGUGUUUGAUCUGAUGAAGUAAAAGACUCUGUAUCAAAUACCAGAAAUUAUAUUAAGGAACUGAAGUAGCAGAUUUGAUAUGCUUGCUGCUGUAAAAGGUUCUCAUUUGAAGCAAUUUUGUAAGAAAACUACUUGGUCUAUGAUUGCGAAAAAUACUUAAAUACUUUUCGAAAUGGUACACCCAGUGGUUGUCAUGAAAAAUUGCUUCAAACGAGAAUUUAACCUUUUACAAACGGUAAGUGUCUCAAAUCCGCUAUUUCAGUUAAACGCAGAUUUCUGUUGCUGUGACUCAUCACUCGUUUAAUGGAGUUCAUAGCGGCUGUGUAUAUAUGAAACAGUGGAAUCACUCGAACACGACGUGUUCUGUUCGUUUUCCCGUGAUUUCAUGUAGUGGGUACUUGACAAAUAAACUUUUGAUGAACAAAAGUGAAUUUCAGUUUUUGCGACGAAAAGGCAGAGGAUGUACCUUUCAAUUUCUAUUAAAUUUUCCCUCUCGUCACUUUUUUCUGCAAAAUUAACAUAAUGACGCCCUUGUCUCUUACCCGUAGCAGCAAAACCUCUAAAAAUAUUUCAUUUUACAACCAAGUUCUAACAAGAAGACUACAAUUGAGACGAUCGAAAUAAGGUUCGACUGAGGUCAUGGAAAAUAAAUCGAAUCUUUUUGAAGAAAGGACUCAACAAUUGAUGAUUUUUUCCAUGAUCUGUUCCAAGCCCCGGGCUUUGAGUAGGAACAAUUCAAGUAACUUUCACUUUCUAAUGAAAAACGAAGUUUUUACUCAUGUCGUUUCAUUUGUGUUUUCUAAAAUAGGACAGAAAAACGGUUCACGGUGUCUAAACAAAGUGUUGAUAAGAGCAAUGACGACAUUUUUAACGGUGGAAUUGAUAAAUUACGAUUUUCUAUCUCAUUAGAGCAACGAUUUAGUUUUAGUUUAUUUAUGUUCUAGCUAAUAAAUCAUUUUGUACUUACA